AAACGCAUCUACGAGACACUAGGGAACAACAUAUUCUGGUCGCCCGAAGGCCGUAUAAAGAUAAAUUAAUUUUGUCACAACACCGUCGUGAGAUUCCGUUAGUGUGUUAACAGCUGAUAUGCCAGUGCGUUUAGAUUGUGAAAAAAUAUUUGCGACAGUAAUUAGUUAAAAAAAUGAGUGACGUGAAUUUACCGGCUUUGGCGGAGGCGGACAAGAGCCAUGUCCAGAAGACGCCAGUGGCGAUGCAGGAGAUAAACGAGGCGUAUAAAGCAUGCAAAUUCGGCUUAUUCCACGUGAAAUUACUUGUGAUUACGUUUGUUGGAUUCGUAGCGGGAGUUGCGGUCAGCAAUACAACUGCUUACUUGUUGCCGAGCGCUGAAUGCGAUCUCAAAAUGAGCUUGGUGCAAAAGGGCUUGUUAAAUGCUAUGCCUUAUUUGGGUAUGCUGUUCUCAACAGUGAUCGCUGGAUUCCUAACAGACACCUUCGGAAGGAAGAUCUUCGUGGUAUUUGGAUAUGGCGGCAUGUUCCUGUUUUUGUUCAUAGCUGGGUCCAGCCAGACAUUCGAGGUGCUCAUAACAGCUAAAUUCUUUGAGGGAAUUUUAUUCGCGACAUCCUUCAGCGCAGUGGUGACGUUAACAUCAGAGUUCUGUUACCAUGAAAUAAGAGAUAGAGUGAUACUGUGCCAGUCCUCGUUCGCGGGAUCGGCACAGAUCGUGAUUCCCGGGAUGUCUUGGGCGAUACUGAUGCAGGACUGGAAGUUAACCAUCUUCGAAGGAAGAUUUGAACUCAACACAUGGAAUUUCUACCUUUACCUAAUGUCACUAUGGUCGCUAUCAGCUUGUCUCCUCUACACCUUAUUUAUACCAGAAAGUCCCAAAUAUUUGAUCACGCAGAAGAAAUAUGAUGAAGCGAGGGACAUAUUAGUACAUAUGUACAGGACAAAUACAGGCAAACCCGCCGAGACCUACCCUUACAUAAAUCUAUGGAAAGACAAAGCCAAGCGUUUACCAGAAGUAGAUGAGGAACAACCAAAAAACAUCAGACAUCAGAUCGUAGUCGGCUUGCAUAAUAUAAAGCCGAUGUUUAGGAAGCCGCUAGUUAUUUAUUUACUGCUGAUCAGCCUUAAUAACUUCCUUAUCAUGGCAUUGUAUAACAUAUUAAGACUGUGGUUCCCUCAACUGUCAACUAUAGUUGAACAUUACAACCUGAGUAGUGACAAGGAUCUAUGUGUUAUGCUUGAUUUGUAUACAAAUGAUUUGAAGGCGGCUAGUCAUAAUGCAUCAUCAUCUGAUGUUUGUAUUCCGAAUCUCAGUGGCGCUGAAACCUACAUCAACAGUAUCAUCAUUGGCUGCGUGUGCCUUCUCCCUUACUUUAUCAGCGGGGUCUUGAUCAACAAGGUUGGGAAGAAGAAUAUGCUCAUCACAGCUGGUCUUAUUUGCAUUAUAAUGACCUUGGGGUUGAGAUGGGCUAAUUCGAAGACCGUAAUGGUAUCACUAUUCGCCACUAAUGUUGCUGUGGCGCAGGUCAUGAUGAGUUUGAACCAAGCAUUGAUUAUGGAGUAUUUUCCUACGACUAUAAGGACGUUAGCAAUAUCUACGAUAAUGAUGACCGGUCGUAUCGGGACUUUGAUCGGGAACAUCGCGUUUCCCGUACUUCUAGAUAAAGGAUGCGUCAUACCUUUCUACACCAUGACUGGAAUGAUGAUAUGUGUGACAACAAUUGCAUUGUUCUUGCCAAAGAAAAAGUGAUGAUAGUGUAAUUCAUAUUAUGUAAUUAUUUUUUGUAAUAAAAAUAUUUUUAUUUUU
Molecule: messenger RNA, 1805 nt
Organism: Manduca sexta (tobacco hornworm)
Lineage: Eukaryota; Metazoa; Arthropoda; Insecta; Lepidoptera; Sphingidae
Product: synaptic vesicle glycoprotein 2B
Exons: 10
Coding region: 174-1748 (524 amino acids)
Biological process (GO): transmembrane transport
Molecular function (GO): transmembrane transporter activity
Source: RefSeq, a predicted model, not a curated record